Coccinella septempunctata (seven-spotted ladybird) is the source of this 2683-nucleotide messenger RNA. RefSeq lists its product as uncharacterized. NCBI's taxonomy places the organism in Eukaryota, Metazoa, Arthropoda, Insecta, Coleoptera, Coccinellidae. The transcript has 3 exons. The record is from RefSeq and is a predicted model, not a curated record. Bases 533 to 2161 code for a protein of 542 amino acids.
GUAUACCUACCGGAAAGGAAACCUAGUUGUGGGUUUCACAUUCUCCGACGGCACCGGCUUCGAAAUUCUGAAUCGAAUCGACAGUUGGUAGUAAACUGUUACUAGUGCUGGAGUCGCGUUCAUUGGGCAUCAUCUCCGAAGCGCACCACGGAACGGGUUUCUUGUUUGUGUUAUUUCUCUCGCUAUAGUCUUCGUAGUGUCUCUUCUGCUCCCGACAUCUUUCGAUUAUUGUGAUUGUUCUGUUGAUCUAGACCUUUUGGAUUAUUAUCGCAACAAUAAAACAAGCAACACGGUUGACGUCACAAGGAAGCUGAACCCCGAAACAUAAUGUAACAAAUCUCUGGAGGACCUGAGGCUAUAGUUAAAAUUCCGAUAAGUUCGUAAUCUUUGGACGUUGUUGUGAUGUGAAGUUUGGAACCCUAGUGAAGCACCAACCACCUUGAAUCACCGGAAACCUCGGUCUAGUCUUAUUUCCGGCUAUUGAAACGUUUCAGUGAACAGUGACAUCUCGGGUAUUCGAACUUUUAAAAAAAUGUCGCCUACUGACGAGACUAUCGAGGAUGAGAUCGACGCUGCCCUACUGGAUUCGAUGAAAAACGGCAAGAGGGUGCCUUCAAUCGAGGCCUUGAACAGCGAGAUGCCAUCCAGGGAGUACCAGAGGGACAAGGGCAAGAAAAUCAUCAGGAUUUUCCUGAACAAACUGAGACUGAGGAGGUGCGCCAGUGCCACUAUUUCGAGGCCCGAUCCUACCUACAAAGUGGCCUAUCUCGGCAACGUCGUAACCGGUUGGGCUAAAGGUGACGGUUGUGUCGAAAAGCCUCUAGCAACACUAUGGCGCAACUACACUCAUUCCUCCAGACCUGAAGUCAGGAUGACCUUAGCAGUGAGCAAUGGCGGACUAAAAGCAACUACCAAAGAUCAUGGACUCACAGAAUACUGGGCUCACCGUCUCACAUAUUGCGCAGCACCAGACCAGUUUCCCAGGUUAUUCUGUUGGGUAUACAGACAUGAAGGCCGAAGGUUACGCCACGAACUACGAUGUCACGCUGUCCUAUGUUCAACACCCUCUAUGGCGAAAAAAAUAGAAGGUGAACUGAAUCAAGCAUUAGCAGUGGCCCUUACAGAAUUCCGCAGAGACAAAAUAUCCAGACAGAAUGCAAGGUUAUCGCUCGCCAAUUCGGUUUACGACAACCCAACGAUACCCAGACGAAAGAUUCUUCUGAGCACGGGUUCUCACAGCUACAGGCCACCCUUGGAACGCUCCAAGUCCGCUCCGAAACUGACCAUGAUCGAGGAGUCCAUCCUGGAGGAGGAAGAAGAAGCGGCAGGGUCAAGAAUGGACUACGUUAAGAUCUUACGACACCACGACAGCGCCAGCUGUCUCUUCGACAAACGAAAACACAUAUACAGGGACAUCGGAAGGAAAUGCAAAUCCUUCACUGUAGUACCUGUCAACGAAGCCUGUGAUGAAGAAACUAGUGAUAAGGAAACCCUCUCUAGAACCAUAUGUCAUCAACCUGACAUAACGGAGAAUUUAAACGAUUCGAUCAAGAGUAACGAAGCGAAGACCGACUUGAUUCUCGACAGUUUGCUGGAGAAUCAAAUGAAGAAUGAUCUAUUAGAAUCCUGCGAGAGGGCAUGGUAUAGCGCCCUUGGAGACAAACCUGACCUUAUACCUCCAGACAGUGACGAAGGUUCACUCUCCAGUGGAUGCGAGUCUGCUAGCACUGUGAAUUCUGAAGUCGACCCAGUCUUCUUUCACGCCAUAGAAGAAUCUUCGAUACCGGAAGAAGAUGAAACCUCUAAACCGGACAAAAGAAAGACUGAAUUAGAUUUUAAAGUGGGAUGUAGUGUCUUAGCGAGGGUAAGAAGUUUCGAAUCAGGCAGUACAGACAGUUUGAAGUGUCGAAUUUUCAAUAACAACCUGUACAGCAAUAAUAUACCGGCGAAUGAUGAAGUUUCUUUGGUACCUGUUGGUGAGACCCAUUCGGAUUUCAGUUCUUUGAAAGUGUUCAAAAAGAAAACAAUGCUACCGAAAAGUUUGACGAUUGAACCGAGGGAUUCAAAGGGAGAAGAAGAUGCGGCUAGUUCUUACAGCGAUGAAAGUGGAUAUGAAGAAGAAGAACCUGCUAGUCCUGUUGCCAACAUCAUUUCAGUCUAAAUCCCAAGUUUAUGUAUCAAGAAAUUCAGUGGCUUCAUCUUUAGAAGAAUAAAGAGAGAGAUUCAGUUAUCUCGCUUGUUGACUCGUUGUUUCUCUGUUGAAUUUCAAAGAUUUAAUACAUGCUUGUUAAUGUAACAUGCUAUUAGUAUCAACCAAAUAUUAGAUUCUUAAUAUACGAAUACUGAAAACAAAAUCUUCGAAUAUUACGUUUAAAAUAGUCUUCUUUAUAUGAUACUUGUAGGUGUAUUUCCGAAUAUCGAACUUACUAUAAAAUAUGUAGAUAUUUUGAUUCCCCAGUUUCGUUUCAACAUUCCCUUCGACUAAAGCAGUGGAAAAAAGAUUUUCGAUUGUCUCAGUAGAUGAUCAUUUUACUAUGUAAAAUAAAUUUUUGAAGAUUGUUCGCUAAUGUAAGAGUAAAUAUUGUACAAAUGUAAAUAUAAUUCACAGAAAUUUAUUUCAUGAAGGAUGUUAUUUGUGAUUCGAGAAGGUAUUGUGAAUAUGCAAUAAAAAUUGAAUUAGGAA